Molecule: messenger RNA, 3063 nt
Organism: Suillus fuscotomentosus
Lineage: Eukaryota; Fungi; Basidiomycota; Agaricomycetes; Boletales; Suillaceae
Exons: 11
Coding region: 1-3063 (1020 amino acids)
Source: RefSeq, a predicted model, not a curated record
AUGGCCUCAGGUUCUUGCCGACAGUGUAUGCAAGACUGCACUGCCUUCGUUCCAUCUGUUGAAGGCGACGAAUCCGUAUGUUUUAACCUUGAUGCGUCUGAGGUCAUUACUCAAACACCUUUCAGUCUCCUUGCCUAUGCGACCAUCCAGCUCACUUUCAUCAAACCUCUCAAAAUAGACGGGUCCUUCCCAGUCGUGCAGGCCUACCUGCACAGCAAUGCUUUGCAUUUAGGACCGAUGGUGCUCCUGUCACCGAUUUUUAUCAAGAAUGUCAAUGUGGAGGUCGAUACAAUCAACACCUCCCUCUCCCCUCUGUGUAAUCGAACUACACCAUCAAGUAAUGCUCGAAACUCUGCUUCCAUCAACAUCACGCCUGCAGCAGCGCUGUCUUCUGACAUAUGUAACCGUGGAGCGCCGAUCUCUACCAGACCCCCUGCUCCUGAACCCUCCCCAUCUUUAUGGUCUGCUCCCCUCCCUCCUAUGCCCAUGUAUCAAAUGCCUUCUGUCACCCCGUAUAAUCGUGUAACUCCGCACUGCAUGCCUUCUUCUGGUAUUCCCCUUCCUGCUCCUCCUAUUCACACCUUGAACGGUGGUAGCCGAAACCGUGGCAACCGCAAUCGAACCUUUGCAUCACGCAAGCCUUACGAAAUCACAGGCCAAGCAUGCCGUAUCAAUAAAACAUAUAAAUUAUCCGUUGAACUUGUAAUGUAUCCUUAUGAUUUUAUCCCUCCGCCAACGCAUGUUCAAGAUGGACUUAGUGUAUUUGACGAGUCGGCUGACAUCAACAUCUCCUGCCCAGACCGACUUCCAUGCGGUGAAGCCUUUGCUGCCCAGCUCCGAUUUUUUUCCCAGUAUCACUGUACCCGUCGCAUCGAACUCCACGUCUCAACCCCCAACAAACUAGUGAUCGAUCAGAUCUACCAAGGCGUUCACACCAUGAUGAACCAUGGAUCCCUCCAAUUCCCUACGUACUCGGAUAUGAACUUUGACCUGGAUGUUGGCGAGGAGAACCGGGAUAUUCGCAUCCAGUACGCACGUCUUCCCUUCCGAUUGCUUGUGCCUGGUAACCGCAGCAAAUAUGGUCGAGCUCUCAAUGUGGAUUGUGAAGAUUCCUGGCAUCGCUACUCGUUCUCAUCAUUGAGUAAGCUUGCCAAGCGCAUGGAUCAUCCUUCAGGCUUUGGGACAGGAAUAUUAUUAUUAUGCCCCAAGGAAGGUGCAAUUAUUGGCCCCAUCUCACCUGGAAGUACUGAGAAGCACUCAUGCUUUGUGGACCACAUCCAUCACUUUCUCGAUGGUGGUGAUGCAGGUGCUACCAUACCAUGCCGACUUCUGUGCCCACAUGUUCCCAGUCAUACUUCCAGGCCCCGAUCUCAUUCUGUUAUUGAUUCCGACAUCGAUGAUGAUUUGGACAAUAACAUGAGCAUCACAUCACAUCUAUCACCUAUCGACCUUACAGACUCACCUGUAAUAAUCGAAAAUCCACUGCCUGAGGAUAUUCCUAGCCGCUCUUCUCAACAGACACGAGUCUCCCCUGGCCUGCAGCUUCUUAAUCUCAACCCGCCACCCCCUCCUCAUGCUUCACAACCUUCUUUGCCUACUAGACCCCGUUCUGUAUACACGCCCUCUCAGCCUCCUUCCCUCAUUGAUUUUGCUGCGCUUGAUAGGGACGUUCGUGCUUCAGGACCUGAGCUUUUACGGAAUGCGGUAUGGCAUGUUCGAUCAUCGUCCCUUGAAGUUACAGUCAAAGGAUUGCUUGCUUUCAUUAUUCAAGCUCGCCAUCAUCCUGCCGGACCAUUCCAUGCUCCACCGGACUUGCCCACUCAUUUUAUGCUCAUCCCCCAUAAUGUCCGGCUCCAUGAAAUAUGGUCCAUGCAUUGGUUAUUCCGAGCGGGCCGGUCAGGUGAUACUAUAGGCGAUGGUGUCACACAUCAGGUUCUCUAUGAAGCAAUACACAUUGCCAGUAACCGCACCUGCCAGGACCCGCAAAGCACUGAGGAUGGCUUUGUGUUCCUCCAAGUUGAUGAGUUCCCUGAUGCCGAUCAGGAAGACUAUGCGUUUGCACUGGGUGUCUUAUGCGCUAUGUUCUUGCUACGUGUACACUCAGCACCGCUUCCAGUUUCCCCAGCACUCCUCCAAGUAACUAUUGGGGGAAUAGAUUCCUUGGUCGACUCUGCAUGGCUAGAAGCCAUCCUUCCAGAUACAUUCAACGUCCUCAAACUUUUCCCAUCAUCUGCUGGCGCUGCUCAAGAUUUCUCUCAUCUUACUCCCCAAGAGGUCCUGGACCUCCAGCAUAUUUUAUGCCACGUUGGCAAGCAAACACUCGCACAACUAUCUUGUACACGCGCAGCGCAGUGGCCGAACAUGAUACGAGCCUUACAUGCUUCAUUACUUCUUGGUGUUCGAGCACCCCAACUCCAUGAGUCUACAAUAUAUGCCGCAUUCCGCCAGGGUCUUGAUCAGGCUUUGUCUCCAACCCAUCACUCAUUCAUUGAUGCUAUCGCAGACUCAUCCAAGUUUCUUUUAUAUGAAGCAUACGGCUGCCAUCGUUUAAAUUCCCCUUUGCAGUUAUUUCCUCUCCUGUCAUUUGACAUACUUGGAGAUGCAGAUUUUGAGAAUGAUAUGGCUACCCUGUUGCCAAACCUAAGGGAACAUGUGGAGCGUUAUUUCAAGGGAGUCGGGCACCCUGAUGACCCUCUCUUUACCAACCUCGUCAGUUCAACUCAGCUAGCUAUUGAUAACCAGGAUGUAUGCUAUCGUGCUCGUCGCUUUGUGAAGCUAAUAAGCGGCAUCACCCUUCUGCCUCCUGGGCUCAAAGACUUCACUAUUGCUAUACACCAAGACAUUUCCAUUUCAGCAACAUUCAAUGGUCAUUAUGAUAUCCACAAAGACUUCCUGCCGCCUAUGUUUCAUGCCUGCACGUACCAAAUGGACCUAUGGGCCAACAAUGCACUUCGCUCAUUUUUACGCUCCCCUCUUCCCCGAGACGAUAAUAUAGUAACACCCUUUGAUGCCUGCCUUCAUGCUGCCCUCAUUGACGCCGGUGAGGAUAGUUUUAAUGCAUGA